AAUUUUAUUUUGUUUGGUUAAAUUUUUGCCGGGAGAGGACAAAAAGAAGGUUAAGGCAGGAGGCAUGAGAAACCCGCUCAGAAAUUUGGUAUCAAAUUUGAAACACUACUCCUUCAGCGCGCCUCCUCUUAUUUCGUCCCCUCCAAUCUCAUUUCAUUUCAUUUCACGAUUCCCUCUCUCUCUCUCUCUCUUCCAAUCACAAUCGCUUUGAUUCCUUCUAAUCUUCUCAUCCACUGCUUAGGUUUUCACUUUCUUCGCAAUUCGUUUUCCUCUCUCUCUCUCUCUCUCUCUCUCUCUCUCUCAAGUCUCAACCAUGUCUUCAGAAACCCUAGAAGAGGAGAAACCUCAAGUGGGAGAACCCCUAGCUGAAGCCAACCUUAGCAAGCAAGAAAACGAAGCUGCAGAAUCUGAAGAAGAAGAUAAUUCGGAGAAGAAAGACGUCGAUGAGAAAAGCCAAGUGGAAGAGAAGAAGGAAGAAGAAGCAGAUGAUGAAGAGGACGAAGAGGAAGGGAGGAAGAAGCGUGUCAAAGUCAAGUCAAACAAGUCAACCAAAGAAAGCGAUCCCGCUACGCCAGCAAUUGAGAGACCAACUAGGGAGAGGAAAACGGUGGAGAGAUACACUGUUUCUUCGCCUUCUAAGUUUCCGAGGUCUUCUUCAAGCAAAGCUUUGUCAAUUGAAAAGGGCAAUGGUACGCAGCUGAAGGACAUCCCAAAUGUGGCUUUCAAGUUAUCAAAGAGAAAAGCGGAUGACAACCUGCGUAUGCUUCAUAAUAUACUGUUUGGGAAAAGGGGAAAGGCACACAAUCUAAAGAGAAAUAUAGGGCUGUUUUCUGGCUUUGUGUGGGCUGAAAAUGAGGAAAAACAGAGGGCCAAGAUAAGGGAGAGAAUUGACAAAUGUAUCAAAGAAAAGUUGUUGGACUUCUGUGAUGUGCUUAAUAUUCCAAUAAACAAAACUGGUAUGAAGAAGGAGGAACUGUCUGCGAAAUUGUUGGAAUUUUUGGAGUCCCCACAUGCUACAACUGACAUUCUGCUUUCUGAAAAGGAAAAGAAAGGUAAAAAGCGAACCCGAAAGGAAAGGCUUAGCAAAUCUUCUGGUGAAGGAUCUGAAACUCCUGCCAAGAUGCAAAAGCAAACUUCACAAGUUGGGAAAAAGCGAAACCAGUCUUCUGACACUGAGGAAGAUGAUGCAGCUGAACCUUCGGAUGUUAAAGAUGAUUCUCAGGAAGAUGAUGUCUCAAUACCAAAAAGUGACAGUGAUCAUGAGGAAAGCGAAUCCGAGAAAGAGGAUGAUAAAGAAAAGGCUCGCAAACGUACUUCAAAAAAGACUCUGAAGGAUGAGCGAAGUCCACCUCUAAAGAAGACCACCGCUGUAAAGACUGCCAAGAGCAGUGAAAAAACUCCUAAAAAAUCUACUUCAAAAAAAGCUUUUACUGUCAGUACAUCUAAGUCCAAGCAACCUGUGUCCAAGAAACAGGAAACCGUAAAGGAAAGCCAGGACUCUAAAGGGAAGGUUGCAAACAAAAAACGAACUGAAAAGUCUUCAGCAAAGGAUCAAGGCAAAGGAAAAAGUAGUAAGAAGGCCAAGACAGAACCUACGAGGGAGGAGAUGCAUACUGUGGUUGUGGAUAUUUUGAAGGAAGUUGAUUUCAAUACUGCAACUUUAUCUGAUAUUCUCAGGCAACUUGGUACCCACUUUGGCUUGGAUUUAAUGUAUAGAAAAGCAGAGGUGAAGGAUAUAAUUACAGAUGUAAUUAAUAGCAUGUCUGAUGAAGAUGGAGACGAAGCGGAGGAUGGUGAGGAUGACGAUGCAGAUAAAGAUAAUGCGUAACUGUAGAUUUGUUGGGUAAAUAAUCAUAGACCCGUGCAGAAAUUAGAUGCAAGUGGUUCAUUCUACAGCAAGAUUUCCCCACCAUAAAUCUCGUGACAACUGUCUCUUCGGAUUACAGGCUUUCAGUGGAGGAUAUUUUGGUUAAUUGGUUUGAGUUCUGACUCUUCCUAGAUAGGUUUUCUCAACUAGGUUGUACUUUGUAUCCUAUUAGACUAGAUUUAGCCCUUCUCUGUAUUUCUGAUGUGACCUUAAUUUUACCGUAUAUUGAAUAGGUUGUUUAUUCACCUGCCUGUAAACGAAAUUGGCUUUUAAGUUAGAUCAACAUGUGAUUUUUGAGUUCGAACUAGAUUGUGAUUUUUCCUAGUUUAUUGCUGAUAUGCAUCCGCCCCCAAUUAUUAC
Messenger RNA from Abrus precatorius (Indian licorice), 2227 nucleotides. RefSeq names its product protein DEK. Gene Ontology annotation, molecular function: histone binding; DNA binding. Bases 314 to 1828 code for a protein of 504 amino acids. Gene Ontology annotation, cellular component: nucleus. The record is from RefSeq and is a predicted model, not a curated record. The transcript has 11 exons. NCBI's taxonomy places the organism in Eukaryota, Viridiplantae, Streptophyta, Magnoliopsida, Fabales, Fabaceae. Gene Ontology annotation, biological process: regulation of double-strand break repair; chromatin organization.